Messenger RNA from Thamnophis elegans (Western terrestrial garter snake), 2696 nucleotides. RefSeq names its product BUD13 homolog (gene BUD13). The transcript is spliced from 11 exons. Gene Ontology annotation, biological process: mRNA splicing, via spliceosome. The record is from RefSeq and is a predicted model, not a curated record. Bases 443 to 2029 code for a protein of 528 amino acids. Gene Ontology annotation, cellular component: RES complex; U2-type spliceosomal complex. Gene Ontology annotation, molecular function: RNA binding. NCBI's taxonomy places the organism in Eukaryota, Metazoa, Chordata, Lepidosauria, Squamata, Natricidae.
GAGGGCUCGCACUUGGGGGGGCCGACGUGGCGGGAGGGCUACUGAUUCCCGGGGCUUUGCAGCGGACCUGGCGUGCGGGUUUUGCUCCCACUUUGAGAAGGGCUGUUGGCCAUCAGGGUGGUCGGAGCUCCAGAGCAGGGAGAGCGGAAGACUGGCUCGAAGCAGCGCUUGAAGAGGGGCGACCGCAGCUGCUUUUGGGGUCUGCUGGCGCCUUGAGAGGCAGACCGAGCUCCGCUGCAGAGGAACCGGCCCGACUCCCUGGCAGCCACGGCCACGAGGACGCCCGUCCGCCAGGGACCCCCAACCACCGACCUCCUAGCCCAGGGAAAGGAGAGAGCCGCUUCCCAGGGUGCGGGCGCCGCCAGAGGGCGCCCUCGUGCCCCGGAGACGACCAAAGAGAGGGGCCGGCUGCCCUGCUUCCGCUUCCGGGUCUCCAGAGAAGAUGGCGGCGGCCUCCAGCCUCUCCAAGGCCGAGUACCUGCGGCGGCGCUACCUGGAGGGCGGCGAUGCCGAGGCGGGCAAGAAGCGGCGGCGGAAGAAGGCGGCGGCGGCAGCGGGCCGGAUGCGCAUCGUGGAUGACGACGACGUGAGCUGGAAGAGCCGGCCUGCCGACGAGGGCAAGGAGGAGGAGGAAGAAGCGGACGAGAGCGACCUGCCCGUGGUGGCUGAAUUUAUUGAUGAACGGCCAGAUGAAGUUAAAUGGAUGGAAACUUUCCGAGGAAGUAACAAAUGGAAGUUAUUAGGAGAUCAAAAUGAGGAGCCAUCGUCUGGACAUUCUACGGCAACUGCAUCAAUAAGCAGUUCAGAAACCUCCAGAACAAAUGAAAAAAAGCAUUUGUUGGACCAGUCCCCGCCUAGGAGAGCCCGUCAUGCCCAGCCUGAUCUGUCCCCUAAAAGAGAGCCGUCAGCAGGAGGCACACAUCAUGUCAGAGGUUCGAGUGGAAGCCAGCGUGAAUUGUUCUCAGACGAACGUUCAGCUGGCCAGAAGUUUAGGGCAACGGCUGGUGCGGAUGUGUCGCUGCCUUGCAAGAAAGCAUCUCGCCCGGAGGGAGACUUGCUGCUACCUCAGAAGGGGCUGCCAUCCAGGAGCACCCGGCAGUCCCAGCCAACAGCAGCAUCACCAAGGAAGCGGCAGAGACAUGAUUCGGAAUCCAGUUCUGGCUCUUCUACGACGAGGGGAGCUGAAGCCACCACAGAUUCAGACCUUUCCCCACCCCGGGCCACAGGCAGACCAGGCACACGGCGACCAAAUUCUCCUGAUCUCUCCCCUCCUAGAAGGAAUCGGCCCAGAUCUUCAGAUUCGGACUUAUCUCCUCCCCGAAGAGGAGCAGAAGCAAAAAAGAAAGGUCACAGGUCCAGGAGUCCCUCGACUGUCUUGCCACGUCAUCAGGCCACGGAGUCCAACGGGAGCGGCCAGAGGAUGCUGUCGGGGGGCAAAGCGGGCUUGGUAUCGGCUGAUCUGUUGAGAAUGGAGCAGCAGGAACAUAAGAAGGCUGGCAGCAGCAACAAUAGCAAACAUCUGGAGGAUGAAUCUCGGCACGCAAAGACAGUUUUCCGGGAUGAGAUGGGCCGUAAGAGGGACCUGAAGCAGGAGCGGCUGGAGCUGCGCAAGAAAGCAGAAGAGAAGUCGGAGCGAGAUGAGCAGUAUGCCAAGUGGGGCAAAGGCCUGGCACAGAGCAGGCAGCAGCAGCAAAAUGUGGACGACGCAGUGAAGGAAAUGCAGAAGCCCCUGGCGAGGUACAUCGAUGACCAGGACUUGGAUCAGAUGCUGCGGGAGCAGGAGCGAGAAGGAGACCCCAUGGCCGACUUCAUGAGGAAGAAGAAGGUGGCCAAGGAGGGGCAAGGCACCAAAGAAAAGCCCAAGUACAAUGGGCCAGCACCCCCACUGAACAGGUUCAACAUCUGGCCAGGCUAUCGCUGGGAUGGAGUAGACAGGUCCAACGGUUUUGAGAAGAAGCGCUUUGCCAGAAUAGCAAGUAAGAAAGCGACACAGGAGCUCGCGUACAAGUGGAGCGUGGAAGACAUGUGAGCCUCCGGGCCAAAGCGGGACAAAGACAUUUAGAGGCCCCUGCAGAAGCGGGAUACUUCCUCCUACCGGAGUUCACCUCCUAGAAUCUGCAGGGGAGCCUCUGUGCCCAGCGCAGCUUCACAGGAGCCCCGGAAUGCGGAGGGUUUUGAAGCCGUCGGAACGGAGGCCCCCGGGACGUCGGUCCAGCCGAAAGGCAGCACUCACAGGGCAGGCGGAGGAUGCUGUGCCUGGUCAUCACCUCUUGUCCCAGCGGCUGGGUACUUUGGGGAAGGAGAGGCGCGGAGAAGAUACGGCUCUUGCCUCCGUGCUCUGCGUCUCCCGUUGAAUGGUUCGCUUGCGAGGCUUUCCUGGCGUGAAGCAUCCUCGCCCUCUCGGCUCUUGGGAACUUCCGUGGCAUCUGCUCCUUCAACCAGUUCUCCUUAAAGGACUUGCUGGCACAGUGAAAUCCUUUUUGGCCAAAGCAGAAGAGGUUGGUUGGAGAUUCGGCUGGCAGCGCUCUCUAUUCUCACGGCUUCUGCAGCGUAAAUCCAGGGCGCUUUUUCUGGGCGUCCCUGAGAGCCUCCCAGAGAAAGCAGGUUCUGCAGAGCUGCGGGGCUGUCCAGAGAUUUUCAGUACUGGCAGCAAUUUAAGGAUAUGGUUUGUAAAUAACAGGCUUCUUUUUUCCUAA